AAAUAAUAAAAAUAAUUAAACAAUUUAUACUUUCGAAUCGAGUAAGUAAUUUAAAAUACUAUCUUUAACGUGUAAAGUUUGAAAAGUUAGAGAGUUAAACUUUAGUAUGUCGCUUUAUUAUUUUAGUUUAGGAAAUUUGACUUAAAAAUCGUGACUAUAGUUAUGUAAACACAAUAGCAACUUUAUGACCUUUAAAACUGCCGCGUAGUUGACGUUACCGCCUCGUGAUAAAUUUAGCUUCCAUUCCUUGUUAUUUAUAAGUUUUUCUCUUAAUAAAAAUUCAUUAAUGCGGUGGAAACAAGUCGUACUAUUGAUUACUGGAUCAGUGUUUAGCGCAUGCAUUUUAAUGUUUCUGCGGCGUUUGUUGACUUGGAAUACAGAAAAUAAAGUUUUGCCAUUUACAGCUUCGAUGGCAACUGGAAAUGCUGACUGGAAGUCUGCAAAGUCCAUCUAUGACUUUUCAGCUAUAGAUAUUGAUGGGAAUGAAGUGUCUCUAGAGAAAUAUAGAGGUCACGUUGCCCUAAUUGUGAAUGUUGCCUCCAAGUGAGGUUUGACAUCCCAAAAUUACUCACAGCUGCAGGCUCUCUAUGAAAAAUAUGGAGAAUCUAAUGGCUUGAGGAUUUUGGGAUUUCCCUGCAAUCAGUUUGGUGGUCAGGAACCAGGAACUGAGGCAGAUAUUAAAGAAUUUGUUAAAAAGUAUAAUGUUCAGUUUGACAUGUUUAGCAAAAUUGAUGUGAAUGGUAAAAAUACCCACCCACUCUUUUCUUUUUUGAAGAAGAAGCAAGGGGGAACCCUAGGAGACUUCAUUAAAUGGAACUUCUCUAAAUUUUUAAUUGAUAAGAAUGGCCAACCAGUUAAAAGAUAUGCUCCAAAUUUUGAACCAAAUGCUAUUGAACCUGACCUCUUGAAAUACUUUUCUGCCUAAAUUUUCCCAUGUAUUCAUUUCUUCCUUCCUCAAAUGAAUCGUGUCACACCUACCAGCUAGUGAAUGACAGAUGACAACUUUCCUUAAAAUCACUCUGUGGAUAGGUUUAGUUUGAUGGAUUCGUUUACUAGUCGGAUGGGGACAACGGUGUGUUUGAGAGAAUAGUGUGUGAUUUUUUUUUCAAACUUUUGUAAAAUAUAUACCAAUUAAAUGAGAUUAUUUUGUA
Molecule: messenger RNA, 1151 nt
Organism: Parasteatoda tepidariorum (common house spider)
Lineage: Eukaryota; Metazoa; Arthropoda; Arachnida; Araneae; Theridiidae
Product: phospholipid hydroperoxide glutathione peroxidase-like
Biological process (GO): response to oxidative stress
Molecular function (GO): peroxidase activity
Source: RefSeq, a predicted model, not a curated record